Paramecium sonneborni is the source of this 7560-nucleotide messenger RNA. The record is from the annotation of a GenBank genome assembly. Lineage: Eukaryota; Ciliophora; Oligohymenophorea; Peniculida; Parameciidae.
AUGAAUAUAUUGAUAUUUGCUCUAAUACUAUGUUCUAUCCAUUGCAUAGAUUUAUGCACAGAAUUUACUACUUUAAAGAAAUGCAUAUCAACAAAAGUAGAUCAAUGUAAGAAUUUAAACUAUAUAAAGGCCGAUGGAUGCCUAUGUUUGGAGAAUGCAUUAGAUCUGAUAAUUAUUUGAUGGGGUGUGAUAACACUUUAAGUGAAAAAUUAUGUGUAAAACAGAUUGGUACAGUGUUGGGUGACUUGGCAUAAUGUAUAUUUGAUGUUAGUUGCCAUGUAAUUUAAAAUAUGGAUGCUGUGCAGUGUGGUGAUAAAAUUACACGAUCUGGAUGUUUAUAAAUCACCAAUUAACAUUGUAAAUGGGAAAAUCAUAAAUGCAAAGAAUUGGACAAUAAAGAUUAUGAUACUUUAUAAAGUAAUUUUAUGGAUAAAGAAUUAAGCAUAUCAGUUUGUCCAUUAAUCACAGGUAUUUGAUUAUAUUUCAUCAAAAUAGGAUAUUUAAUAAUGCAUCACAGUGUUUUAUGGCCUUUGGUAGAUUAUUAACCUGAUAUGAUUGAGGAAUCUGAUAACUUAAUUUUAGAAGAUGAAGGAUAAUAUGUUGAAGAAACUCCAACAUAUUCAACAACAGAAACAUUACAAAAUAAUUAUAUUGACUCAACAGGAAAAUUUAUAUGGUAUGAGUACAAAGUCAGCAAAGUUAGUAGUGCUUCUAAUUGUAAUAUUAAUAUCUAAAUUAGUGAAAAUUAAUGAUCAAACUCGAUAUGGUUGUAUUGCUCUAGAAAUACUAUCAGAUAGUGAUUAUUUAAAAAUUUUUGGUUUAAGAGAUACUAUCAAUGGUGUAAAUCAUAUAUAUUGUAAAUAUUUAACAAAACAUCCAACUGAUCCUUAACUAAGUAUAUUCCUUGAAAAUAAAUGUUAAACUGUUACCUAAGGUUAAUUGAGGGAUAAUAAUUUUAUUGAAUAAAAUAGUAUUACUUGUUAGUAGUUGAGUGGAUAUGUUUGUUAAAGAUUAAUGGUUGACAAAAUCAAAUGCAUGAUUCAUGGAAAUACUGAAUAUGAUUGUGUUCCAUUUGAUGAAACUAAAUAUGAAGCAAACAUUAAUUGCAUAGAUAGAACUGGUUUAGCAACUUAUUAUUAAUGUUUAGAAGGUGAAUUUUGUUUUCUUAAUAUUUAAAAUUCAUCAGGUUUUUGUGAUUUAAGUUGUAGUAGAUCUAGAGACAAUCAAGCUGGUUGUAUUGCUAAUCCAUAAUGUUAUUGGAGUGGUGAAACCAUUAUUUAUCGAAAUAGCCCUAUAAUUAAUUGUUUACCUUAUGAUGGUUGUAGAACUUAUGGUUUGAGUAAAAAAUACUGUAUUAAUAUGGCUUUAUAAUGUUAUUGGAAUGAAGAAAAAUCAAGAUGCGAAGAUAGCAUUGAUGUUGCAUUAAUAUCUUGUGAAGAUGCAAAUACUCUCUUUACUUGCACAGCUAUUACAAGAUAAGAUCAAUAUUGUAUAUGGUAUAAAAAUGAAUGUAUUAAUCUUAAAAAAUAACCUUUACUUUCACAUUUCAAAUCACUUCCGCAAGAUAUUAUGAUGAAUCGAAUUACAUGUGUAUCUAUGGAAUCAGAAUAUUAUUAUUAUGUACCAUAAACUAAAUUGUGUCUUUAAACAAAAUAAAUCACUAUGAAAUGUUUGGAUAAGACACUGGAAACUUAUAAGGAAGAUUUAUUAAAAAUAGAUUUGCCUUGCACAAAUGUUGAAGCUAAGCAUAUAACAAAAUUCUUUUGUCUUAAUUUCUUAAGUUCAUAUACAAGAUGGGAUUAAUAUAAUUAGAAAUGCUUAAAUAUGGCAGAAGUAUAGUUAAAAAAACCAUGUGAUUAAUAAAAACUUGUUAAUCCUAGAGUUUGUAGUCAAUCAAUAUAUGAUGAUGAUCAUUAUUGUUUUUAUGAUGAAAAAACAUUCAAUUGUUAUACAAAAGAAAAAGAAGGACAUGUAUUGAAAUGUUCAGAUAGAGGAUAAGAUAAAUCUUAAUGUACAAAAAUAACAACCUAAGGGUAAUUUUGUUAAUGGAGUUAUGGAAAAUGUAGAACUCUAAUUUAUAGAUAAAUAUUGCCAUAUAAAUGUAAUUCUCUAUUAAAUGUAAAUGGAAAUACUUGUGCCUAUUUUACAAGUGCAGGAAGUUGUCUUUACGAUCCUGAUUAUGCUAGUUGUGCAGUUGGUUAUGGUCCAGAGACAACUUGUAAUACUAAUUUGAAUCCUGAUGGUUGUGAAUAAUCAAGUGCUUCUUGCUAUUAUGAUUAUGUAAGCUAUAAAUGUUUAGAUACAACUCCAGAAAUCCUCAAUAUUAUUAAAUGUGAAGGAUCAAAACUUUCAUAAAAUGCUUGUAAAGAAGUAACCACUCCCGGAUAAGCAUGUGUUUGGGAUAGUACUUGUAAAUUCUAUCCUAAACAAUAUACUGUAACUUGUACAACAUUUGCAACCGCUAAUAAGGAGGUAUGCAAAUAUUUAUAGAGUGAAUUUGUUAAUUAUUUUCUUGAUGGAACAUAUUGUGAAUUAAAAAAUAAUGUAUGUACAGCUACAAGAGAAAGUAUAGAUGGUUGUGGUUCAGAUAGAGAUAUUAAUGUUCAUAGAUGUGUAGCAUAUACUAGUGCUGAAUGUUAUUAUGAUUAAACAUAUAAAUGCACUUAAGUAGAGGAAGGAUAUUACAAAACAGUAUUAUUAAAUACAUUAAAUUGUACAUAAACUAAUUUGAAUCUUUGUGGUAAAAUAACAACCAAAGGUUAAACUUGUUGGGUUGUUGAUAAUAAUUCAAAUCUUAAAUGUUCAUAUUAUUCAUCUAGUAAAACAUAUACUUGUGAACAAAUGAGUGAGUUAAACACUUCUGAUUCUAUUAUUAUAGAAAAUGGUAAAAGAUAAUGGUACAAUAGAAAUAUGUGUUAUUUAGCCACUAAUAGUUGUUAUUUUGAUGUAGUUACAAAUAAAUGUAAUUAAAAUUUAGAUGAAACAUUUAAAUUAAAAUGUGAUCAUCCAGGAUUAAGUAAAGUUUUCUGUCUUACAUAAACAGAAGGUGGAUGCUAUUUUAAUAAUAGAACUUGUGAAUAUAUAAAUUUUAAUAAUUUAUCUAUGGCAUGUGAAGUAAGAAAUAAAUAAGGAUGCAAGAUGGGUGGGUAAAAAUGUUAAUGGAUUAAUAAUAAGUGUUUUACUGUUUAUGAUUCAUAACAAGCAUGUCCACAAUUUUAUAAUGAUUAAUUCUCUUGGAUGAGUUGUGCAAGUCCAAAUGAUAAUAGAUGUUGGGCAUAUUUAGAUUUAUGUACAAAUCAUGAUAUUGUGGAUCUACCUUGUGAAGGUAGUUUAUCAAAACGUACUUGUCAAACACAAAAUCAUUUAUGUAUUUGGUAAAAUAAUAGAUGUUAAGGAUUUAAUCCUAAAAUUCAUACUUGUAAUAAUGCUCCAUCUUUAUAUGAUUGUAUGCAAAAUUACAAUUAAGAUGAAUAUUGUGCUUAUUUAAAUGGAAUAUGUUUCCAAGUUGAUCCAAAAAUGAAUAAUUGUGAUUCAUUUAAUUAAGUAUCAUAUAAUUAUUGUCAAGAAUUCCCUGAAUGUGUUUAUGAUAAAACUAAUUAUAAAUGUCUUAAUUUUAGAGUAAGUGAUUUCUAUGAAUCAAAAUAGUAAGAUACAAGAAAUAAUUCUGGAAUCAAUUGUUAUGAUUUAGACGUAAUAUCAUGUCUAUUUUAAAAAUCUGCUAAUUGUGAACUUUCAUAUGGAUACUGCUCUGAAAUAUAUUGGUCUAAUUUUGAAUCUUGUCCUAAUUAUGAAUUUUAUGAUGAAUAUUAUGAUACUUCUUAUUCAGAAAAUGCUUGCAAAUAAUUUGAGAAUUGUGAAUUUUUAGGAUCUAAAGAUGGUUAAGUUGGUCUUUGCUAUUUAACAGGUGAACCAAUCACUUGUUCAUAAUUAAAUGAAGUAUUUUGUGUUGUAGAAUUUCCUUAUUUAAGAUGCAUGUGGAAUUAUGAUGAAGAUUUUUGUGAAGAUUUACCAGAAGAUAUUAAUUGUGAAACUAUUGUUUAAAAAGUAGUUACUUAAGAAUCUUGUAAAAUAGCCAAUUUAAAUAGCAGUCCAGACAGUAGCUGUUUUUAUGAUUCUAACAAUAAAUAAUGUAAAAUUCUUUACUCAUAAACUAAUUUAUCAUGUGAUGAUGUUGAAAAUUUAUAUAGUGAUGAUCCUAUUUCUAAACAUGUACAUUGUGUUUUUACAAAUGCUGAUUGCUAUAUUAUUCGUAUUACUCCUGAUGAUGAGUAUAAAUGUUCAAAAGUUCAAGAUCUUACUUAAUAGAGUGUCAUGAAUAUUAAACUAUGUACUCAUAAAACUAAUGGAGCUUACAUGUUUAAUUUGUAAACAUACACUUGCGAUGUUGUUAAUGAAUAAACUGAAAUUUUAUCUUGUCGUUUCCUUAGCUUUGAUGCUUGUAUGCAAUUUACAAAUAAGUAUGAUUCAUUUAACUGUGUUUGGGAUGAAGAUUAAUGUAGGGACAUGGUAAAAUCUGAUUAAGAUAUCAUUGAAUGUAGUAAUCGUAAUAAAUUUACUUGCUUUUAAAGUAAUACUAAAUAAUGCAUUUAUGAGAAUAAUCUAUGUUAAAAUUACGUUCAUUCAGAUAAUAAUACUUGUGAUGAUGUAUUAUAAGCUAAGUUUGUAUCACCAAUGGUUUGCCAGGCCAAUGGUUGCUUAUCUGAUGGCUAACACUGCUUUUCUAUCACUAAUGAACCUGAUUCAUAUUACAAAUGCUCAUUUAUGGGACUUAAUUAUGAUUAAUGUAUAAAUAAAACAUCCUAUCUUAAUUGUUAUUGGAAUGGUGAAUUUUGUGAGAAUGCCAAUUUAUAUACUUUAAAUUGCGAAGACGAUGUUAGUAAAUAAACUUGUACAGCAAUAAAAACUCCAGGAUAAUAUUGUUCAUGGACUGAUGAUAAAGGUUGUUUCAACUUAGAACUAGAAUUAGAUUGUCGUUCUUAUGAUAAUUAAUUUAAUGGAUGUAUUUAAUAAGAAACAAAAAGUUGUUAUUAUGAUUUUAGAUAUAAUUAAUGUAGAGAAGCUGCUUAAAUUUAUGAAGCUUGUUAUGAGGGAUUAAGUAAGAAAGCAUGCAAAGAGAUUACAAAUGAAGUUUGUACAAUGUAGAAUGGACAAUGUUCAAGAAUGAGUUCUACUUUUUAUACUUGCAGGGCUAUUUAUAAUAAGUUUGGAUGUUAUUAUAUGGAUUUGAGUUGUAUUUGGGAUGAUGAAGAAGGUUGUCUUCCAUUUACAGAGAAACUUCCCUGUAAUGAAUUGCCAAAAGGAUCAAAUAGAUUCACUUGUAAAAAUAAUGCUAUUUCAAUAAGUGGAGUUGAUGAUUGUGUUGAAUGUAAUUGUGCAUUUGAUGAUGCAACUCUUUCAUGUACAUAUAGAUUAUCAGGAAUAAACAUUUAAAACUUUGAAAAUAUUGAUUAAUCUAAUUACACAUAGAUAAGACUAACAGGAUUUUGUUAAGAAAUGAAGGAUUAUUUAGAAUGUAUAUAAAAUCAGAAUGAUUCAUGUAAGUGGAUUAAUGAUAAAUGCAUAAACUCAGAUUAUAAGGGUUGUGAAUCUUAAAGUAUGAAGGCAUGUUUAGCUAUUGAAAGUGAGCUUUGUUCUUGGCGAGAUUAUUCUUGUGUUCCUUGGAAUUAAAAUAAAUUUGAAAUAGCAUUAGUAACUAAAAAUGUUUGUAAAUAAUUGGACUAAUCAUUAAACUCAAAAUAUGAUGAGAUCACAAAAUCAUGUAUUCCUACAAACUACGAAUUGGAUGAUUGUAACAUUGUAAGUGUAUCAAAAAUAACUUGUCUUUCUAUUUUAAAUCAUCCUUGCAUAUAUCAAGAUGAAAUUUGUUAGUUUUACUCAUUUAAAAAACAACUACCAAAAUGUUCAGAUUAUUAAAGCAUAACUUAUAGAAUCUGUUAAUAAUUGACUCAUAUAGCUUGUAAAUUUAAAUCAGAAACAUUUUAAUGUACGAAUAUAGAGAAAACAGAUGGUUGUUUAACUCUAGGAUUAUCUUAGAAAGGUUGCGCUGCAAUAUCUACAGAAGCCUGUUUUUGGGAUGGAUUAUAAUGCAAAUAAUUUAUAGCAAUGAAUCAUAUAAAUUAAUGUGAUUCAAAGACUAUAAUGAAUAAUUUGGCUUGCAGUUAAAUAGAUCAUUUAAAUAUGCCUUGUUCAUAUAAUUCAUUUAAACAAGUCUGUACAAAUAAAUUUAAUAGACAAAGCAAAUGUGAGACACCAGGUUUGAAUAAGAGUGCUUGUCUUUAAUUGGAAAAUGAAGCAUGUUAAUAUAUUAAUAAUAGAUGCUAAAAGUUUGUGAAUGGAAAUUAUAAAUGUUAUCAACUUCAAGAAGUUAAUAGUAAAGUUUGCUAAAUUUUAGAGACAGAUACUUGUGCUUAUGAUGUCACAACUCAUUCUUGUUAUUCAAUUCUAAAUUUCCUAUCUUGUAGUUCAAUUGGUGUAAACAUAAAUUCAUGUUCAAUUCUGAGCAAUUGUGUUUGGAAUAAUGAUGAUAAGAAAUGUCAAUGUAAUCAAAUAGCAGUUAAAGAUGUUUGUUAUUCAUUGACAAAAGAUUCCUGCAUUCAAAAUUCUAAUACUUGUCAUUACACUUAAGGAUAAUGUAAUAAAAAGAGAUGUUCAGAUUAUAAUAUUAGUUAGUGUCAAGGAACAGUAAAUAAUGAGACAUGUUAUAUUAAUUAAGACAAUGAAUGUUAAGGAGCUAAACAAUGUGAGGAUAUUGUUUAUUUAUCAUAAUAGUAGACUUGCAAUCAAUUCAAUUUCUCAGGUAGUGUUUGCAUUAGUAUAAAUAACUAUUGUGUUAGUGCUACUAAUCUAGAAGAAUUAUGUAUUAAUAGUGAUUGUUCUAUGAACUCAUGUAUAAUUGAUCAAGGAAUCUGUAGACCAUUAAGUUGUUAAGAUCUUUAGGAAGCUGAUUGCUUUUAAAAUUAAGGUUGCGCUUUUCUUGAUGGUCAUUGUGUUGAAGUUGAGAGUUGUAAUUAAAUCAGUGAUCCUUCAAUAUGUAGAAUGGUUGUCAUUGAUAAUAAAUAAUGUAGUUGGGAGGAGUAUAGAAUAUUAGAUGAAACCAAAGUGUGUACUAAUUCUUAAUGUGAAUUGUAUGGACCUGCUUAUACAAUUUGUAAUGGUAAUGAAAUCAAUGGGAAAACAUGUGUUUCAGUUGAUUUGAUUAAAUGUAAAAUGUGUGAAGAAAUUACUGAUAUGUGUAUCUGCAAUAAUUCAAAUAAUGCUUGCACUUUUAUUAAUGGUAAAUGUCAAUCGAUUUCUUGUGCUUCUUUCAAUGAUGAACAAUUAUGUUCGGACUCUAAGAGAUGUUAUUGGAGCCAGUAAGAUAGUGUUUGCAGAAAGAUGUGUGUUCAAAAUAUAAGAUAAGAUUAAUGUGAAGCUUUAAUAUAUGAAUGUCAUUGGAAUCCAUAUAUGAAACUAUGUGAACAAGGAGUUGAAAUCAUUCCUGACAUUAGUAUAGACAUAGAUAUUGAUGAACAAUACGGAUAUUUCAUAUUAUUGAAUCUGAUUAUUAUUUUAUCUAUUUGA